Molecule: messenger RNA, 4820 nt
Organism: Seriola dumerili (greater amberjack)
Lineage: Eukaryota; Metazoa; Chordata; Actinopteri; Carangiformes; Carangidae
Gene: cux1b
Product: cut like homeobox 1
Exons: 22
Coding region: 34-4131 (1365 amino acids)
Biological process (GO): regulation of DNA-templated transcription; intra-Golgi vesicle-mediated transport
Cellular component (GO): Golgi membrane
Molecular function (GO): DNA binding; DNA-binding transcription factor activity, RNA polymerase II-specific
Source: RefSeq, a predicted model, not a curated record
CAGCAUCUCAUUCCUGUCUCAAUAUGUCUCAAGAUGGCGGCCAAUGCAGGAUCGAUGUUUCAAUAUUGGAAGCGCUUUGACUUACAACAACUACAGAAAGAACUAGAUGCCACCGCCACACAGCUUGCCAACAGACAGGACGAGAGUGAACAGUCCAGGAAGAAACUAAUCGACCUGAGCCGCGAGUUCAAGAAGAAUACACCAGAGGAUUUACGGAAACAGGUUGCCCCUUUACUCAAGAGCUUCCAAGGAGAGAUCGAUGCCUUGAGUAAGAGAAGUAAAGAAGCAGAGGCCGCCUUCUUGAACGUGUACAAGAAAAUAAUCGAUGUCCCAGAUCCUGUACCUGUGUUGGAGCUGGCUCAGCAGCUGCAGCUGAAGCUCCAGAGGAUGCACGACAUUGAGACAGAGAACACCAAACUUCGAGAGACACUGGAGGACUACAACAAAGAGUUUGCAGAGGUCAAAAACCAAGAGGUGACCAUUAAGGCCUUGAAGGAGAAGAUCCGUGAGUACGAGCAGUCCCUGAAGAAUCAAGCUGAGAACCUGGCCCAAGAGAAGCAGCUCCAGCUACACAACGACUAUGCAGAGAAGGAGAGGAAACUCCAGGAGAGCCAGGACUCCAUGUCCUCAAGGUUGGAAGAGGCUGAACACAAGGCCCAGUCCCUACAGACAGCACUUGAAACAACUCAGGCCGAGCUCUUUGAUUUGAAGACAAAGUAUGACGAGGAAUCCACAGCAAAGGCCGAUGAGAUUGAGAUGGUGAUGACAGACCUGGAAAGAGCCAAUCAGCGAGCAGAAGCAGCUCAGAGAGAGGCGGAGUCACUCAGAGAGCAGCUGUCCUUGAGUAACCAAUCCCAGCAGCUCAGCAGCCCGGCCAAGGCCGACCCCGACACGGAACAGGCGGCAGAGGUGGCAUCCCACUCAAGUCUGGAGGCGGAGCUCAGGGCCAAAGAAAGGGAGACCGCCCAGCUGGUGGAUGACGUCCAGAGACUGCAGGCCAGCCUGACCAAACUCCGAGAGACCACCAGCUCCCAGAUCACACAGCUGGAGCAGCAGCUCAGCAGCAAGACUGCCAUUCUCAAGGAACUGGAGGAGAAACUGCAGAAACAAGCUGACUAUGAGGAGGUGAAGAAGGAGCUGAGUAUUCUCAAGUCUAUGGAGUUUGGAACAUCUGACUCUGUGCAGGACUCCUCCAAACCUCUGGAGGUGCUCUUGCUGGAGAGGAACCGUAGUCUUCAAUCUGAGAGCGCCGCUCUGCGCAUCGCCAACACUGAGCUCAGCGGGUCAGCCGGGCGAAAAGGGACAGAAGAGUCCACAACGAAGGAGGAGACCAUGCCCAGCGAUCCCUCUUCCUCGCCCCCUCCUCCCCCUCCCUCUCUUCCUUCCUCCUCCCAGCUCCCCCUGUCUCGCACUCAUACGGACCCCCUCAACACUGCCACCACCACCAGCAGCGGCGAAACACACCCUUUCACUCCUACGGGCAUUGGACAGGACUUCUACUCCCCUGUGUUCCCUCUGGUGGGUGGUAAGAUGGCUUUGAACUCCCUGAUCCAGCGGCAGCUGCUCCAGACCUUCUACUCCAAAGCCUUGCAGGAGUCGUCUGGAAUCCCCAGUGGGGCUCUACUGUUCACCCCCUUCACUCCAACCCUCAGCUCCAUCCCUACCUCCACCCCUGGCUCUGGGUCUGCUGCCAUCCCUCUGGCAGCCAGCAGCCCCCAGCCGCCUCCAGCCAGCCCAGACAUGGCUCCCGUUAAUGGGAGCAGCACCGCUGGCAGCGCCCCAUCCCCAUCACCCAGCCACUCUGACGCUACCACAGGGAGUGUUUUGGACGGGGAGGACAUGGACACAGCAGAGAUUGCCCGACAGGUGAAAGAGCAGCUGAUCAAGCACAACAUUGGUCAGCGUGUGUUUGGCCACUAUGUGCUGGGACUGUCCCAGGGUUCGGUCAGUGAGAUUCUGGCCAGACCAAAGCCGUGGAACAAGCUAACCAUCCGGGGGAAGGAGCCCUUCCACAAGAUGAGGCAGUUCCUUGCUGAUGAGCAGAACAUCCUUGCACUGCGCAGCAUCCAGGGACGGCAGAGAGGUAACAUUACUGCUCGCGUCCGCACCCCAGAGGCAGGUUCAGAUGAGGCCAUCAAGUCCAUUCUGGAGCAGGCGAAAAGAGAGCUGCAGGUGCAGAAAGCUGACUUGUCCCAUGCUCAACCCUCAUAUGCAGGACUGAAAGGAGGGGGCGGAGGAGGACUAGGAGGUGGAGGGGGAAGUGGAUCAGAUGAGGCCAUCCGCUCCAUCUUAGAGCAAGCUCGCAGAGAGAUGGAGGCCCAGCAGGCUGCACUGGAGCCCAUCCUCAAAGCCUCAUCUUCCUCUUCCUCCUCAGCAUCACUAUCUCAGAGGGACCUGCUGAACUCUCCGCUCACCGCCCCCCUACCCCCUUACAACCCCCUGGCACUCUCCCUCAAGAAGCCUCCCAGCUCCCUCUUGUCCUCGCCCUCAUCCCCAUCUCCAGUCCUGGACUUCAGCUCCGGCAUGAAGAGGGAGGGCAGGGCUUCUUCAGGGAUUGACAUGUCUGCUGACGGAGCUCUCAGGCUGGGUCGGGGCUCUGAGGGUUCGGCCCGCUCUGGAAGCUCUGGGGGGGUGGGUUACUGGAGAGAGCAGUGGUGGAGCAACAUGCACACAGACACCCGCAGGAACAUAUCCAGCCAGACAGGAGAGGAGAACCACAACCAGGAGGACUCCAAAGAGGGAAUAUUGAGUGACAGUCUGUCUCGACACAAGCCGUGGAACAAGUUGAACCAGAGGAGCAGAGAGCCAUACCUCCGCAUGCAACCGUGGCUCAAUGGAGACCAGGGGCAAAACACACACAUCCAGCAAGCCCAGAACCAAGAGGGUACUCCCAAGACAUCAGCAAGCUGCAGUCCCGCUCCAGAGUCGCCCCUCAGUUCAGCUGAAGAGUCUGUCAACGGUCUCGCUGGGGAUCCACUCGCUUCACACUCCUCUAGUCUCAAACCUCCGUCUGAGGAUCCCUCAGGUGGGGAGUCUCAGCCUGGCACCCCGCUGCCUCUACCUGGUCACUCGGGUCUCAGCAUCCAGGAGAUGGUCGCAAUGUCUCCUGAGCUUGAUACUUAUGCCAUCACUAAGAAGGUUAAGGAGGUGCUGACUGAUAAUAACCUUGGCCAACGUCUGUUUGGGGAGACUAUCCUGGGUCUGACUCAGGGUUCUGUCUCAGACCUGCUGGCCAGGCCCAAACCCUGGCACAAGCUCAGCCUGAAGGGCAGGGAGCCCUUUGUCCGCAUGCAACUCUGGCUUCAGGACCCACACAGUGUGGAGAAACUCAUGGACAUGAAACGCUUGGAGAAGAAAGCCUACAUGAAGAGGCGACUGAGCUCCUUGAGUGAUAGCCAUUCUGUGGACGGGGGCUUGGUGGGGACAGAUUACGUGCAGGGCUCCCAGAGCCCGGGGCAGCAGCAUCUGAAGAAGCCCAGGGUGGUGUUGGGCCCUGAGGAGAAGGAGGCGCUGAAAAAGGCUUACCAGCAGAAACCCUAUCCCUCCCCCAAAACCAUUGAGGAGCUGGCCUCCCAGCUCAACCUGAAGACCAGUACUGUCAUCAACUGGUUCCAUAAUUACAGGUCACGUAUCCGGCGAGAGCUUUUCAUAGAGGAGAUCCAGGCAGCUGGAGGAGUAGGGCCUGGCAGUGAGGGGGGAUCUCCUUCCCUCCGUGGGUCCAAAUCAGGAGAGGGGGACAGCUGUGAUGGGACAGAAUCUGAGGGCACAAUGGAGACACGCCAGGGACUGGGCAUUGGCCUGGAGGAUCACAGAGGAGCAUGCAAAGACCACGACAUGGAGGCUGAGUCUGAGGCAGGGGGCUCUAAUAACUCCCCUGCUCAGAUAGACUGCACCACUUCAGGCUUAGCCGGGCCAGGCUCCAGCUGUGGACAGGGUGGACUAGGGCUCUUCAGCCUCACAGAGGCAUCCUCCAGUAGCCAUGCCUCUAGUACUAACAUCCCAGCCUCUGGCCCUGCCAGAAACCCCAGGGACAACAAUCUGCGCAAGAAGAAAGCAGCCAAUCUCAAUAACAUCAUCCACAGGCUGGAGAAGGCUGCCAGCAAAGAGGAUCCCUCAGAGUGGGAGUUCUAGCUCCCCCUGACCAUCCUUCAUCCCUCUCGUUUCAUAACCUCACGACCUCUAACCUUGGACCCCUCCUGCUCUGUUCCAGUUGGAGAGUGGACACAGCCAAAGUCAAGCUCAGCAGCCAUUUUUAUUACAUAGAAGCUUUCCGAAAAGAGGAAAGAAACAAAGAGUGGUUGGCAAAACCCUGAAAAGAAGAUUUACUGAAUACCUAGAAGAACAAAAUAAGAGAACUUAAGUGUCUCUCCUUUUUUUUUAACUGAGUUUUGUUUUUGUACUGAGAAAAGCACUUAGCCGUCCUGCUGGCCUCCGGCCCUGCUGUACCUCCCCCUAUCACCAGCCACUGGUGCACCAGACUGGUUAGUCCUGAGCUGGGGUCUGACCCACAGCUGGGGUUGAAACCUGGACUCAGUAACACAGGCAAGGCCUGACACAGCAGCUGUCACAGUGAUAGACACUGAUAGAUGAUAGAUAGAGACAGGAACUCUCUUACAAGAACUCUCACUUUCUUAAAGGAGAUUUUUUCCGCUCUUCUUCUCACCUCCCAAGUGUCCACAAACCUCCCCUCACUCAGUGAGACGCCUCAUUUUUCACACUGUAGAGUGACUGUUACAAACCCUUUGCCUUUUUCACUCACUGCGUGUGUGUGCGUUUUUGUAUGUUAGGGGUUGUGUCAGUGUGCACCUGUGUGUGUGUGU